GCAUUUUAGCAAAUAAAACAAAAGCUUUCAAGAAUCAUGAGUGCCUGUGCAGUAGCAUCUACUUUUGGAAAAACAAAGGAGACCGCCAGGAUAGUCAUUAUCGGAGCUGGCGGAUCAGGAAUCGCGGCUGCCACCAGACUCUUGGCACAGGGAUUCAAAAAUGUCCAGCUUUUCGAGGCGGAGGAUCGCAUUGGGGGUCGCAUCAACACGAUCCCAUUCGCCAAUAGCUUCAUCGAUCUGGGAGCUCAAUGGUGUCAUGGAGAAGAGGGCAAUGUGGUCUUCGAGAUGGUCAAGGACCUGGAUCUCCUCGAUAGGACCGGUGAUUUUGCUGUCUACUUUGUGCGCUCCAACAAGGAAAUCCUCUCUGACGAUCAGACCAAGGCUCUCAAGGAGUUCCAAAACGAAUUUGAGAUUAAACCCGAUUGUGAGGGAUCUGUUGGUGACGCCAUCACUGAAAGCUAUUGGAAGGAGGUGGGCCAGCAGGCUUUCCCCAACGAUAAGACCGUCGCUAAGGAGGCCCUGGACUGCAUAAAGAAGGUUAUUUGCUCUGAGGAUGCCUGCGAUUAUCUCUCCGAACUUUCGCCCCGAAACUAUCUGAAUUUCGAAAUGUGCGGAGGAGAUCAGAAUCUCAGCUGGCGGCAAAAGGGCUACUGGAAGUUCUUGAGCAUCCUGCUAAAUUCUAGCGAGGAUCAGCCCGGUGACCAGGGAAUCCUUAAGGGACACGUGCAUCUCAACAAACGGAUUGCGGAGAUCAAUUGGUCGGGAGACGGUGAAUUGACCCUACGCUGCUGGAACGGUCAACUAGUCUCAGCGGAUCAUGUCAUUUGCACCGUCUCCCUGGGAGUUCUCAAGGAGAAGCACAAGAAGCUCUUUGUGCCGGCUCUUCCGGCUGCCAAGAUUAGGUCCAUCGAGGGUCUAAGACUGGGCACUGUGGACAAGUUCCUCCUGGAGUUCGAGGUGCAACCGUUACCGGAGAACAUGAGAGGCAUCGCCUUCCUUUGGCUGGAGGAAGAUCUGAAGGAGCUGCUAGGUGGCGAGUUCUUCUGGCUGGAGAGCGUCUGCAGCUUCCAUCGUGUGGAUCGCCAACCGCUUUUGCUAGAGGGUUGGAUCAUCGGGGCCCAUGCCCGGUAUAUGGAGACCCUCAGCGAGGAGAAGGUCCUCGAGGGUCUGCAGUGGCUCUUCAGGAAGUUCCUCAAGUUCAACGUGCCACAUCCCAAAAACUUCUUGCGCUCUCAGUGGCACUCCAAUCCGAACUUCCGGGGCAGCUACAGCUUCUACCCCACCUAUGCCGAUGAACUUCGCACGGGUCGCACCGAUUUGGGAUCCCCUUUGCUGAAUGUCUCGGGAAGGCCCAGGAUCCAAUUCGCCGGAGAGGCCUCCAGCCGUAAGCACUUCUCCACUGUCAAUGGAGCCACCGAGUCGGGAUGGCGCGAAGCAGAUCGUCUCAAUGAGUUCUACAAAGGUCGAGCAGAGAACUAAGGCAACCUCAAGUGGAGCUUAUCAAAAUGUCGCAAAAGCAAGCUCUUUCUCAAAAUCAAUUAAAACACUUUUAUUGUUAAUAUUUACUUGUACCCAAAUGGUCCAGUAACUGGCAUUCAUUUUGUACCACGAAGAUCUUUAAAUUUUUCAAAACACAAAAAUAUGUUACAUUUAUAUUUUCUUUGGCAAAUAAACUACUUGACCCAA
Messenger RNA from Drosophila subpulchrella, 1686 nucleotides. RefSeq names its product spermine oxidase. The transcript has a single exon. Bases 37 to 1479 code for a protein of 480 amino acids. NCBI's taxonomy places the organism in Eukaryota, Metazoa, Arthropoda, Insecta, Diptera, Drosophilidae. Gene Ontology annotation, molecular function: polyamine oxidase activity. The record is from RefSeq and is a predicted model, not a curated record.